Molecule: messenger RNA, 6822 nt
Organism: Onthophagus taurus
Lineage: Eukaryota; Metazoa; Arthropoda; Insecta; Coleoptera; Scarabaeidae
Source: RefSeq, a predicted model, not a curated record
AAUGAAUGAAUCGAAACAAAAAUAUUAUAGUCGGUGUCGAAUUGCCCAAUCGCGUAUCCGGUUUCAGAAUAUUUUUUUAAUAUUUAUAUAUUACAAUCUCGUGAUAAUUAUUUAAUCAGUACUAGAGAUAAAUUGAAUAUACUAGCCGUUUAUGAUAAAUUGUGAAUUUCCUAUCACGACGUGAAUGAACGGUGUUGCUCACGUCAUUUCAAGGCGUACGCAAUUUACUACCUAGUAUUCGAAGCGUGGAAUUAAUCGAAAGUGCUAACGAUACGUGUCGAAUUAUUUAAAAACGCGAACUUGUCGAAUUUGUGUAGCAAAAAAAAUUGUACUAAAACACUCCGACGCGCAUCGACUUGAAUAACCCGCCUUAGCCUGAUGUAAAACGGGCUUCAGGCUCGUCGGUGAGUUGAUACUGUACAAGAAUGGUUUUUGCGGGGGUGUAAAGAGGAACUAGUUUGAUGUCUUUGGCAGACUGUGGGUGUUUGGUUGUUGGUAUAGAUCCGAUAAAUUUACUUUCGUAGACGAAAGUACGUAAGACGUCCGUGUGAACAUCAACUAAAGGUAAAAGUGCACUAUAACAUACAACUCGACUUCAUAACAUUUAAACAUCGUCCUCUUGAAAAAAUCCUCGUGCUCCAUAUGACAAGCGAAUGUUUAUUUACUAUGCGAUGCUCGCCAACGUUCCAUUCAUCGUAUUUUAAUCGUGUGUCUUAUCGGAUUUGAUCGAAAUCAUCAAGAAAUCACGCAGAAUGACCAUCUCAUUGUCAUUCUCAACUCAUCAACCAACUCGUUUAACACCACUUUUUAUCAAUUGAACAAAGGACCACAUCCAAACCGAAAGCAGCACCCCAACUGUAUAAAAUGCCAAAUCGGGACUGACUUUGUUCGCCAGUGGACUAUUACAAGAGAUGUCGAACAUGGACAUGGGUGUCCGUAAAGUCCCUAAAAAGAGGAAGUUCGAUCCCUCCGAACUCGAAGAGAACGACAACCAUGGGGGAUGUGUUCAAGUACCUGUUGUGUGUGUUCCAAAUGCUGUUGAUUACUCUAGAAGUGUACGUGUUGACGAUGAUCCCUACUAUCGUAAACAAGAUUCUGUUUUGGAUCUCACCGAAUGGAGAGGACAUCGAGUUCUUGCCAAACAAGGCGAUUGGUAUUACCAAGGUUUUAUUAGACAAGCUGAUGGGUUAGAUAUUAUAGUUGAAUUAGAUGGUAAAGAAGAGAGAACACUAAAAUUUACGCACGUCCUCUCUGCAGAAAAUUAUAACAUAAUAAGUGAUGCGGCCCCGUCAAAAUCGCAACUAACGUUAGGUACUCGAGUCUGUGUAAGACACCCCGAUCAACAAGCGUUGUUUGUGGAGGGUGUCGUUUGUAAGAUUCUAGAAGAAACGCACUCGGUACAAUUUCGAGUAGCCGUUCUCGGGGAUCAGCAGUGCGAGAUAACGGUGAAACGGGCAGAUUUGCGUCUGUUGAGGCCGCCAUGGUAUGAUGAACUGGAGAAUUUGAAAUCGCCAUCGCGAGUUUAUGAUAUGAGCUUGCAGCAGCCUCAACAGCCGCCUCUACAACCCGAGUAUUUUCCUCAAGUAUCUCCGCUAUCUCACAUGCCCUCGAUGUGCGGGUCGCAAUUAAACGGAAAACAUUACGAGGAUUUGUGUGAGAGCGAUGACGAAUUAAGGCGGGAAGUGAUGUUUUCGAAUGACAGUGAUUUAAAACUUUCCGGAAGCAGUAAACGGAGUAGUAUGCAAAGUCGCGGCAGUUCUUCUAGUAGUGUCACACCUAGAUCUCAACCCACAACCCCUAGGAGCCAAACCGCGACCCCUCAUAAGUACAAAAAAGGGGACGUCGUAUCAAAUCCUAACGGAGUACGUAAAAAAUUUAAUGGAAAGCAGUGGAGGAGGUUGUGUUCAAAAGAUGGCUGUCAAAAGGAGUCCCAGCGACGCGGUUAUUGCUCAAGACAUUUGAGUUUGAAAGGGAAUAGUUUGCGUAUGGAUUCAUCGUUUUCACGGUCAAAUAGUAAAGUGGACGGUGAAGAAACUUCCAGGGAUUCCGAGACCUCCCCCAAUUGUAAUGAUAGGCGAAUAACAGGGCGGUUUGAUCAAGAAGAAAAAGAUGCGGCCAACAUGCUCGUAUCUUUAGGAGGUUCUCGGUCCGAUACACCAGCUUUCUCGCCUAACCCCCACGGUUCUUCGCCAUCAUCGAUGCAAUCACCAGUUCCAGUUGGCCCGAAACAAAAUCUUUUUAUGCCGAUUACAGCACCCUCUCAAUUACCUAAACGAAGCUCCCCAAGUCCAGGGUAUAAUUAUAAUAUUCCCACUUAUAAUCCAGUUAUUAGGCCAGAAUUAGUACGUCCAGUACACCCAGCAACAAGCGUGAUACGUUUAUCUCCGAAUCCAAAAUCUUGGAUGAGUAACACAAUCAAUUCAAAUUCUAUCCCAGAUCAACAGAGCGUAAUACUUCACCACAACACCAAAGGAUUAACAAGCCAGCAAUUAGAACAGGAGAACGGUCAAAUAACAUACAUGAUAAUAAAUGAUAUUCAAAAUGACAAGAAUAAGGAGCAACAACGACCGAUGGCGCAACAAGAUUACGUGUCUCAAACGUCGACCAUUCGCGUCACGCCAACGAACCCCAGCAUGAAAAGUCUUCCAUCGACGGUGAAUAGCGGCAGUCAAUUGCUGCCGGUCAUCGUAAAGCCGACUCAGUUGGUGCCCGUUUUACCAGCGGCUACUCCUUCGGUCUUAAAACGUGUUCAAACGGUGCCUCAACAACAUCCGCCCGUAACCUCUGUGCCACAAACGACGCCACCGACGAUAAUAAAGCUGCCGACGGUGACCGGAUUCAACAACAAUUUACCGAAAGAACCCGUAAACAUGCAAUCUCCCUUAAGUCAAUCGAACCCUUACGCAUCUCAUGAACGAUCCACGCCUACCUCUACGAAUCAGUUAAUAAAUUCAUUCCCCACUAGUCAACAAUCUCAAAGUCAUCCAAUCCAUAAUAUGAAACAACAGUCAACGUAUAUUUGGCACUCAAUAUUACCGAUACUGCCUCCUCAUUCGGGUCCCGUUUCACCGCCUGAUUCUGAAUUGUCUCCACCGUUGUCGGCUCCACCAGUGCCAACAAUGCAAUCCCAAGUGCCAGCACCCGUUCUUGAUAUAGAAGAUGAUAUUGAGCCGGAAUCGAUAUUGCCGAGUAUUGAAGACGAUGACGACGUCUUCGUUAACGAACCGGCUAAGAUUCCAGAUAGACCUGAAGAUGUUCACAAUGGAAAUAAACGUAGGAGCCAGUCGUUGACUUCCUUGCAAAGAGGCGACGCCACGAUUAAAACUAAAGAAAGAAUAAGAAGGCCAAUGAAUGCGUUUAUGAUCUUUUCAAAACGACAUCGCGCACUUGUUCACCAACAAUUUCCCAACCAAGAUAACAGGACUGUGUCAAAGAUUUUAGGCGAAUGGUGGUACGCUUUAUCGCCGGAUAAAAAGAAGGAAUACCACGAGUUAGCGUCUGAAGUAAAAGAAGCUCACUUUAAAGCUCAUCCAGAGUGGAAAUGGUGCAAUAAAGACAGGAGAAAGUCGUCUACCGGUUCUGGUAGGAGUCGAUUAAGUUCGACGGGUGAUAUUGGGGAAAUGGGAGAUGGCGUUCCAAUGAGUCCGCACACACCAAAUUCACCAUCCCCAGCUCCUGAAGCUAAAUUACCCGUCGAAGAGCAAGACACAGGCGAUAUAUCCGAUGAGGAUCAAAUGGUAAUUUGUGAGGACACUCCCCAACAAGAAAUUGAGUUAAAAUCAAAAGAAAAAGUUACCGAUUCGGAUUCAGAAUCUCAUAGCGAUUUAGAUCAAUCGCUUGAAAAUAGAAUCGGCCGUCAUCAUCACGCGCAUCUGAAUCACCAACAACACUUUGGUAUUGUUGGUAAUACGAUGCCAGAAGUGACUUGUCGACCGAAACCAAUAAAAGCAAGACUCGAUAAUGGGCCAAAGUUCAGUCCAGUGCCUACAGCUUCUGUACUAAACUUUCCAUAUCCGAUGAACCCGCAAGGUAUAAGCGAGUUCAAAACGACUGGAGGUGCCUUUAAAACGAUGCCUGCUUCUCCAAAAGUUAUCAAGACGGAAAUUAAAAUGGAGAAUAACGAAAACGCUCACAAUUGGAGCAAUAACACUUCAUUUGCCAUGACAUCAAAACUGGACUGUCCUUCUUUGAGCCAUAAUGACACAGAUCCCACACCAAGCUCUUGGUCUACCACUUCAUCUAACGUAAAAGGAAUUAUAUCACCUUCCAAACCACCGUCAACAAUUAUCUUAAAACCACAAGGAAAACCUACCAGCAUCAUACAAGUUGGGGGAGAACACCAUAAUCAACCUGGACAAUUUCAUAGCCAACCCAUGGCUUUAAUUCUAAACCCCCAAAUUGGCGGACAAUCUACCACGUUGUGCCUCACCAGUGAGGGAGAUCGAUCUCACCCGGUCGUUGUUGUUGCCUCAUCAGCUUCGGAUCAAUCUGUGCAAUAUGUUUACAAUUUGCAAAUACCCGUAUCAGACACAAACGGUAGAAACGUUGCCAUACAACCCGUUCAAUUCGCCCAACUUCCAAAAUCCACCGCCCAAUCCGUUAUUGUUAGCCAGGCCCAAACCAGACUCCAUAACGCGUCUCAAAACGACUUAACUUCGACCACUGCAAGUAACAAUCUCCCAUAUCCCAGUCCUACUGCUCCCGGCACGCCCAAAAUUAUCGAUAAUAAUCACCAAAAAGAUGCUAAAUCCAAUACGAAAGUUAUAAAAUCUCCAGAACUUAUCCCUUCGUCACCUCAUUUAAAUAAUCCUGAGACGACUCCUAGACAUCCUGUUAUGGCAGAACAUAAAGAAGAAUUUAAAUUGGCACCGACACCUGCGCAAUUAGGACAAGCACCUUUACAAAGACGGCAAUCUAUGGCUGUAGCUACAUCAUCAUCAUCUAUGCCAAGUAAUAUAGGGGGUAUAUUAACGAAGCCUCCAACGAGUGUAGCACCGCCUCCAGAUACUCCGGAUCCGUUGAUGUCGCCCCUUCAUAAAAAGGCUCUGCCAAAGAAAAGUCAAAAUAGGGACGGAAUGGACAGAAGGCUUUAUUUCAGGGUCUUGGAACAGGUGAAUUUCGAUAAGAAAUUCUCUUCGUUGCCUCAGUUUAAGCCGGACGAAUGUCAGUCUCCCAGUGCACUCUCCGUAGCGUCCAGUCCGCACUUUACACCCAGUUAUCAAAAGAAACAACGACCAACACCGCAUAGGACUUCGGUUGACGAAGAAGUGGAAAUGGAUGGACAGCAAGUUGGGACUCCCCGUCGACAUAUUGUUGGAGGGUCUUUUUUUGGGCCAGAUUUUAACUUAGAUGCUGCUAGAGAUCUGACUGAUAUGGAAGAAGCAAACUCGCCGCGCACUCCUAGAACACCAGGCACAGGUCGCGAAUCAGAAAGGGGACAUAGAAGACUCUUAGAAACAAGGCGACAAUUAGUAAUGGAACUAUUUAAAAAGAGCGGUACAUAUUUUCCAUCAGCUGAGGCAACAUCUAAGUUCCAAGGAGAACACGCGUGCUUAUUUCCGUCGAAGAAUAUAUUGCAAUUAAAAAUAAGGGAGGUGCGACAAAAACUGAUGGCCAGUCAGGGGAAUACACCAUCAAGUGCGAAUAGCAUCAACAGUCCGUUAACGCCAGCUGAAAAUGUGCGGGUGUCUUUGAACAGUUAGCUAUCUAUGUGCAAUAGCGUAACGUCUUCCCUUCCUCUAGUUUCGGUCGCAUGCGAUAACGUCAUCGACCGGUAAAAGGUUUUUUCGAGCUACUUAUAUAGAAUUUUGACAUGGUGCUAAAACGAUUCAAAACAGUGGUACAAACAUGGAGAGGGGCUAUUAUUUGUGCACCGUGCGUGUUAGACAAUCUGAUUGAUUGGACGACCGAAUUCGAAACUGUAAUUUUUGUUCCCGGUUUUUUUUCCGGAAUGUUUUACCAAAAGAUAACAGAUGUGCAGAUGAAAUAAUAUAGAUUAUAAAAACACCUCUUUUACAAUCGUUGGUUCUAUAAAAACAUAUUGAGUCGAUGUUGGUUACAAUUUGUAAUAACGAGUUUGAACGAAAAAACUUUAGAUCGUUAUACAGGUGUUCUUUUUUUUAUUUUUUAUGGACGCUGAAUAUUUUACUUCGUUAGCCACGAUGUUAGUUAGGUGGACAAAGAAGUAGUUAUUAGGUGCAAUCAGACAAACUUAUUGAAUUAUUUUCUAUUUAGGAAUAAAAUUGUUAAAGUUUUUUUUCUUUAAUUAUUUUUUUAAUUGUCUACUUUUCACUAUAAACUUUUACUAAUUUAUGAAAAUAGUAGAUAGAGUCAAAUUUUAGCUCCAAUAAAAUUGAAAAACCCUGUAUACAAUGUAUAUCUCACUUCUUCGCAUGUUAUUGAAUAGGGUUGACGGCAUUUUUGUUGUUGUUAUCAAUUACCAAUUUGUUUAUAAAUAUUUAUGUUUAAAAGAGUACUUGAUUAUGUGAUUAGUAUUAUAAGGUGGUUAAAAAGGCGACGACGAUACGUCGACAGAUCAACAACGGUCGACGUUUCGUUUUGAAACGUGUUUUGAAACGUGUCUGUCUGCGAUGUUGUUUACCGUUGCAAAGUGUUAAUGUUGUUCUGUCAUUAUUAGUCAAUGAUCUCGUUAUUUUAAAGUUAGCGAAAGACUCACCGUUCGAUAGAUUUAAAACUAGUGACCGCACGUAGCAAUUUAGUCUCGUUUAUUGGAGCAGUGAUCCCUCAUCUUCAGAUCUAAAUUCACUCAACGCAUAUAUUAUAAUAUACAUCUAUAUAAAUAAAUAUAUCAUCUCACCAUCA